Molecule: messenger RNA, 918 nt
Organism: Condylura cristata (star-nosed mole)
Lineage: Eukaryota; Metazoa; Chordata; Mammalia; Eulipotyphla; Talpidae
Product: olfactory receptor 7A10-like
Exons: 1
Coding region: 1-918 (305 amino acids)
Biological process (GO): G protein-coupled receptor signaling pathway
Cellular component (GO): membrane
Molecular function (GO): G protein-coupled receptor activity; olfactory receptor activity
Source: RefSeq, a predicted model, not a curated record
AUGGAUGGAGAAAAUCAAACACAUGUUUCAGAAUUUAUCCUCCUGGGACUUUCAGAAGAGGUAUUACUGCAGCCUUUCCUCUUUGGAGUGUUUCUGUCCAUGUAUCUGGCCACCUUCACUGGCAACCUCCUCAUUAUAGUGGCUAUCAUCACUAUCCCUCACCUUCACACACCCAUGUACUUCUUCCUCUGUAACCUCUCCUUUGUAGACAUCUGUUUCACCUCCACCACCAUCCCAAAGAUGCUGCUGAACAUCCAGACUCAGAGCAAAAUCAUAACCUAUGAAGGCUGCCUCACCCAGAUAUACUUUUACCAUCUUUUUGGAGGCUUAGACAGCUUCCUCUUGACAGUGAUGGCCUAUGAUCGAUUUGUGGCCAUCUGCUAUCCCCUGCACUACAUGGUCAUCAUGAACCCCAAGUUCUGUGGUGUCCUAUUGGCUUCCUGGUUACUGAGUGCUCUUGUGUCUUUAUUGCAAGAUUUAAUGAUUUUACAACUUUUUUUCUGUACAGAUUUAAAAAUCCCUCACUUUUUCUGUGAACUUAAUCAGGUGAUCCGACUCGCUUGUUCUGACACCUUCUUAAAUGAUAUAGUCAUGUAUUUUUCCACUGGAAUUAUAGGUGCUAUUCCAAUAACUGGCAUUUUCUUCUCUUACUACAAGAUUAUAACCUCCAUUUUGAGAAUCUCAUCAGUUAGUGGCAAGUACAAAGCCUUUUCCACCUGUGGGUCUCACCUCUCAGUUGUCUCCUUGUUCUAUGGUACAGCCUUUGGUGUGUAUCUCAGCUCUGCUGCUACUGAAAAUCCCAGGAAUGGUGCAAUAGCCUCAGUGAUAUACACUGUGGUGACUCCAAUGCUGAAUCCCUUCAUCUAUGGUCUGAGGAACAGAAAUAUGAAGCAAUCCCUAGAAAAACUCUUUACAUGA